AAGGAUUGCGGUUGAUUUAUUAAUCUGUCUUUUUUUUUUUUAAAUUCCCUCCCCCCUUUUUGCACAACAGCCAGGAGGAGAGGAGAGAGAAGACAGACAGAGAGAGGGAUAGAGGAGGAGGAGGGGAGGGGAGGGGGUGGGAAAAAAAAAGUAUCCGACGUUACUGACAGAUUUAUGAGCCAAUUGCGAACCAUCGCCUCAAGGCUACACGAUUUGAUCCCGGUAGAGAAGUGCUUGUUUGAAUUAGCCCAUUUGAACAAAGGGAUCCGGGAGAUGUACAACAUUGUAUUGCACCGUUUGAUCGCAGCUUUUCUCCGGUGCGGGUUCUUAUAAUUACGGAAGGUCGCCGCUACCUGGACAAUUUGUUUCUCCCCCCACCCCCUGCAACCACAGAGAUGUUUCCCCACAACCGCUCGUCGGUACCGCCAUCCGCCGCCCCAACUGCCGCAUCCCAAACUUUGAAAUUCACCUUCCCAGAAACGUUGGAUCGGAUUAAGGAAGAAUUCCAGUUUCUGCAGGCACAGUACCACAGCCUCAAGAUGGAGUGCGAAAAGUUGGCCAGUGAAAAGACGGAGAUGCAGCGACAUUACGUGAUGUACUAUGAGAUGUCAUAUGGCCUCAAUCUUGAGAUGCAUAAACAAACGGAAAUAGCAAAGAGACUGAAUGUGAUUUGUGCUCAGCUCCUCCCUUAUCUAUCGCAAGAACAUCAACAACAGGUAAUCCAGACCAUUGAACGUGCAAAGCAGGUAACCAUGGGCGAGUUAAAUGCUGCAAUUGGAGUUCGAGGACUUCCUAUUCUACCACCCCCACACCAUUUCCAACCCCAGCAGCUCUCCCACCACGCCUCUCCGUUCCCGCUCGCUCUCCACCCAACAGGGCUGCAGCUCCCGGCCAUGUCUUCAAUUGGAGCCAGCUCGGGACUUCUGGCCCUCUCCAACGCCCUGGCGGCUCACCCCCAGUUUGCCCUUAAAGAAGACAAGAACCAUCAGGAGCAGGAGCAUCGGCGAGACAGAGACCAAGGGUCGGAGGCAGAGACAAGUCGUGAAAUGUCGGAUGCAAAAGCAAGAAGGCACAGAUGCUGGAAAUCUGAAAGAAGAACAGAAAGUGCCGAGGAUUCUCAGCAGAGUUCUGUACACUCGUCCAAUGGAGACAAGCCAAGAAACUCCUCGGAAUAUCCCAUCCACCUCAAGAAGAAGAAAACUGAGGAACGGGAUUCAGUGAAUGACUAUGACAGCGAUGACGACAAGAGUGACGAUAAUCUCGUCGUUGAUGUUUCCAAUGAGGAGCCAUCGUCUCCUCGCAGUAGCCCUCCGCAAGCAGCGCACGAGAAUGGACUGGAAAAGCUUCACGUGAGGAGGAAGACUCAGGUGAACAGUCCCACGUCGCUGGUUACAACAAGCUGCACCCCGCCUCCGCUAAAAAGCAAAGAGCCGGUUGCGAAUGAGAAGUCCAGCACACCUGGUCUUAAAUCCAGCGUGCCACCGUCCCGGAGUGACUCAGCGACGCCCAGCACCAGUGGCACCUCCCAGCACUGCUCAGCGGCUGGCAAAGCAGGGGCGGAUCCUCUCGCUUUAGGGUUGAAAACACCACUGUCCGUGCAGGGUGCUUUCCCGGUGCCAUUCGGGAUGGUCCACACUGCGGUGAACGGUGGGAUCGCCGGUGCCAAUGCCUACGGGGGCCUGCACUUUGCUUCCCCUCAACUCAACGGCGGUGCCACAGCCUCAACGUUUGGUCGCUCAUCGGUGGCUGGAUUUGAACAUCACACACACAAGCGGGCGGCAGGACUUCCCGGGAGCCUGUCAGCGGCGACUGCAGGGAAGCCCGCCUACUCGUUCCACGUCGGAGCAGACCGGCAGAUGCAGCCCGUGGCGUUCCCGACGGACGCGCUGACUGGGACGGGCAUUCCCCGGCAUGCCCGGCAGAUCAACAACCUCCCCCACGGGGAGGUGGUGUGCGCCGUGGCCGUCAGCAACUUCACCAAGCACGUGUACACGGGCGGAAAGGGCUGCGUGAAGGUGUGGGACAUCAGCCAGCCCGGAAACAGAAGCCCCGUCUCUCAGUUGGAUUGUCUGAACAGAGACAACUACAUCCGCACCUGCAAGCUUUACCCCGACGGCCGCAAUCUGAUCGUGGGCGGGGAAGCCAACAUCAUUUCCAUAUGGGACCUCGCAGCUCCAAGCCCUCGGAUCAAGGCGGAGCUGGAAUCCAGCGCUCCCGCCUGCUACGCUCUGGCCGUCAGCCCGGACGCCAAAGUCUGCUUCUCCUGCUGCAGUGACGGAAGCAUCUUUGUCUGGGACUUGCACAAUGAGACGAUCAUUAGGCAGUUCCAUGGCCACUCCGAUGGUGUCAGCUGCACAGAUAUUUCCAAUGACGGGACAAAGCUGUGGACCGGCGCGCUGGACAACACCGUCAGGUGCUGGGACCUGCGGGAGGGGCGGCAGGUGCAUCAACAUGACUUUGCAUCACAGAUCUUUGCGCUAGGAUGCUGCCCGACAGGAGGUUGGCUUGCUGUUGGCACAGAGAGCAGCAACGUGGAGGUUUUACAUGUCAACAAACCAGAUAAAUAUCAACUCCACCUUCACGAGAGCUGCGUUCUCUCACUCAAAUUUGCUUAUUGUGGUAAAUGGUUUGUAAGCACUGGAAAAGACAACUUGCUGAAUGCAUGGAGAGUACCGUAUGGAGCAAGUAUAUUCCAGUCCAAAGAGUCAUCGUCUGUGCUAUGCUGUGAUAUCUCGGUGGACGACCAAUAUGUUGUCACUGGCUCAGGGGACAAGAAAGCCACAGUGUAUGAAGUCAUUUACUGAGAAUUCAAUCCUUCACCGGGAGAGGAGGGGACGGGACAGGGCGAGGUUCUUCAGCCGAGACCUUCAUUCCGGAUCAGUUUAACUACAUUUCCCAAGGAGCACAUCCAACAGAACCUCCACCCUCGUUGGAAGACUGUCUCGUUUGACCUUGACUUGGUUGUUGAAAUUUAACCUGGACUCACUUCAACAAGAGAGGACUUCUGGGUUGACCAAAGUGACAGAUUCUCAUCGGUAGAGGCAGGUUUGUUCACCUCCGCACCCCGACUAACUCCAUAAUCAAUGCUAAAGUUUAGGGUAACACACUCUUUGUACAAUUUAUUUUACUUCUCUGUUCUGUUUGCUGGAUUCAUUUGUGAGGGGAAAUAUUCUGUAUGGUUACCAUGAUGCAAGACCUUGCUGCCUGUGGAUCUUGACCAGUUGGGAGGCACAUGGAACUUUGACCUGUUUUUCUUCACGUUGAGCUUUUCAACCGCACUUAUGAAAAUGCAUCUUUUUAUAUUGUGCUGUUCAUUAAGUAGAACAGUGUGAACGUUGACACCUUAGCUUGCUCUCCUCUUUCCCAAUCUCCCUCAGUCCACCCAUAAACUAGCGUUUGUGGGGAAGCAGUUCAGACGUCAACAUAGGAGUCGCCAGCCCUGAUGUUUUGGGUUCUGUUUCCACUUGCCUGUAUGGGCAUCUUGGGUUUUCACUUGUGGGGGGUUAUGCGCUUGUGAAUCACUGCAUAUAAAUCACACACAUGCCAAGCACGUACACCACUAGGCUGCCAUACGGUGCCAGAAAUAGAUAUAAGUGCGUUAUACCGAAAAUCGGAGAGCGUAAAUUAACCUUCGGUAGCAAUUGGACAAACGCUCAUUCCAAUUAUUCUAAAAAAAACACGUAAAUGACGCUGGUGCAAACCGUGAGGUGCCUGUCAAGAUUUCUUUCAAGGUUUAUCAUUGAUUAAUGCUAUUGUCCAUCGCGUGGCUAUUUCCCUGCUUUGGCAAGGAUCCUCCACUGCCAUAGAGAUUAACGUAUCUAAGUGGAGGUGCAGUGGGAGCUUUCAGAACCUUAAGGGAGAUGUUCAGGCAAGACAGGAGGAGAGCACAAGGAUCCCAUCUCAAUGCGUUGUAACGAAACAGGUUGUUUUUAGGAAAUGGAAGAGUGAGCUGCCGAGUCAUCUGUUUCAUUCACCGGGGGGGGGGGGGGGUACAGCGCACGUGGGCACGUCUCGUGAACAGAUCGCGGCUGGUUGCAGUCAACAGGUCGAAGCAACUUGUGCCAGUUGACUUGAAGAGUGGCUCCACCUCCAACUACGCUUAAAUAUUGCAACUUACUUGAAAGCUUGGACCAUGCAAUCUCACUGUUUUAUUUAUGAAGUCUAUAGGAAAACAUCGUCAAGCACAGCUUAUAUUGGCAAAGAGCUCCACACACUUUUUAUUCAAAUCUUUUGGUUAUUUUGAUAUUUGGAUUAAUUUUCCUUGCAAAUGUUGUAAUUAGACGGCUGUUUACAAUGGAAGAAAUAUCUUGCCCGGUUAACACCUGGGCAGCAAAGUAAUUUGAUCUUUAUUUCUAAUUCACAACAGGGACUCAUAGUGUUGGUCAGAUGUGCUAUGUGGAGAAAUUUGUUAUCAUAGUUACCAUUUUAUCCUGUUGUCUAUUUUCUCCUCUUUCACCAUCCGUAACAUUAAAAGCAAUAAUUGUAAAGGUA
Molecule: messenger RNA, 4491 nt
Organism: Amblyraja radiata (thorny skate)
Lineage: Eukaryota; Metazoa; Chordata; Chondrichthyes; Rajiformes; Rajidae
Product: transducin-like enhancer protein 1
Exons: 21
Coding region: 396-2804 (802 amino acids)
Biological process (GO): regulation of DNA-templated transcription; negative regulation of canonical Wnt signaling pathway
Cellular component (GO): nucleus; transcription regulator complex
Molecular function (GO): protein binding; transcription corepressor activity
Source: RefSeq, a predicted model, not a curated record